This is a messenger RNA of Oppiella nova, 1977 nucleotides long. Lineage: Eukaryota; Metazoa; Arthropoda; Arachnida; Sarcoptiformes; Oppiidae. The record is from the annotation of a GenBank genome assembly.
GAUAGGGAUAGGGAUCGCGACCGCAAAGAUGACAAACAGAGGGAUGAGGAGAAGGAGGACCCGAACAAGACUGGAGAGAAGGUUAAGGAGAAGGAGGGCGAAGCCAUACGGGAACGGUAUUUAGGUAUUGUGAAACGGAAGCGUCGGGUGCGGCGUCUGAAUGAACGCAAGUUUGUGUUCGAUUGGGACGCCGGCGAAGACACGUCUAACGACUACAACAUCCUGUAUAAGGACCGGCACACCAUCCAGUUCUACGGGAGGGGACACGUGGCCGGCAUCGACAUCAAGAGCCAGAAGAAGGAACAGUCGAAGUUCUACGGAGAGCUCCUGGAGAGGAGGCGCACUCACGCCGAGAAGGAACAGGAGUUGGUUCGCCUCAAGAAAGUGCAGUCCAAAGAGGAUAAGGUUAAGUGGGAUGAGAGGCACUGGACUCAGAAGUCCUUACCGGAGAUGACGGAAAGGGAUUGGCGUAUAUUCCGCGAGGAUUACAAUAUAGCCAUCAAAGGCGGGCGCAUACCGAACCCGUUGAGGGGGUGGGCGGAGGCGGGCCUUAAGAAGUCGAUUACCGAUAUUAUCGAUAAGUGCGGGUAUAAGGAGCCGACGCCUAUCCAGCGCCAGGCGAUUACGAUUGGGCUCCAGAAUCGCGAUAUUAUAGGUGUGGCGGAGACCGGUUCCGGCAAAACGUUAGCCUUUUUGAUACCACUGUUGGUGUGGAUCACAUCACUGCCUAAGAUCGAGCGCCAGGAGGACAUAGAUCAGGGCCCGUACGCCAUAAUACUGGCGCCCACUCGCGAGUUGGCCCAACAGAUAGAGGAGGAGACCAUGAAGUUUGCGGCGGCGCUCGAGAUCCGCACCGUCGCCGUCAUCGGCGGCAUCUCUCGCGAGGACCAGGGCUUCAAACUGAGGCUCGGCGUCGAGAUAGUGAUCGCAACGCCCGGCCGACCGAUAGACGUACUCGAGAACCGGUAUCUCGUGCUCUCCCGGUGCACAUACAUAGUGCUCGAUGAGGCCGACCGCAUGAUCGACAUGGGCUUCGAGCCGGACGUCCAGAAGAUCUUGGAGUACAUGCCGGUGACGAACCUGAAGCCCGACACGGAUGAGGCCGAGGAUGAGGCGGCGCUGAUGGCUAACUACGCCUCCAAACACAAGUACAGGCAGACAGUGAUGUUUACGGCUACUAUGCCGACGGCCAUUGAGCGCCUGGCGCGCACAUACCUGCGCCGCCCGGCGUACGUGUAUAUCGGGUCAGUGGGAAAGCCUACGGAGCGCACGGAACAGACGGUGUAUUUGGUGACGGAGAACGAGAAGCGCAAGAAACUGAUGUCGAUUCUGGAGGCGGGAGUGGAGCCCCCGGUCAUCAUAUUUGUGAACCAGAAAAAGGGGGCCGACGUGUUGGCCAAGUCGCUCGACAAACUCGGCUUCAGCGCCUGCACUCUGCACGGGGGUAAGGGUCAGGAGCAGAGGGAGUACGCGUUGGCCAGUCUUAAGACGGGUGGGGCCGACGUGUUGGCCAAGUCGCUCGACAAACUCGGCUUCAGCGCCUGUACUCUGCACGGGGGUAAGGGUCAGGAGCAGAGGGAGUACGCGUUGGCCAGUCUUAAGACGGGUGUCAAGGAUAUACUGGUGGCUACCGAUGUGGCCGGACGUGGUAUUGACAUUAAGAACGUGUCGAUCGUUAUUAACUACGAUAUGGCGAAGAGUAUCGAGGAUUACACGCAUAGGAUCGGUAGGACUGGUAGGGCCGAUAAGACCGGACAGGCCGUCAGUUUCCUCACGAAAGACGACUCGCAUUUGUUCUACGAUUUGAAGCUACUGUUGACGCAGUCGCCGGUGUCUACCUGUCCGCCCGAGUUGGCCAACCAUCCCGAGGCUCAACAUAAGCCGGGAACUGUAGUCCAGAAGAAGCGCAAGGAUGAGACCUUUUUGCCCGAGACUAGUAUCAAUGACGCCAUGUCUGCCGAUGGUGAUAAUAAACCA